Messenger RNA from Guillardia theta CCMP2712, 3492 nucleotides. RefSeq lists its product as hypothetical. The coding region runs from base 1 to 3492 and encodes 1163 amino acids. Gene Ontology annotation, molecular function: protein binding. The transcript has 21 exons. Lineage: Eukaryota; Cryptophyceae; Pyrenomonadales; Geminigeraceae. The record is from RefSeq and is a predicted model, not a curated record.
AUGCAUCACUUAAGCGAGCCCCAAGACGAUCCUUCCUUACUGGAAGGCUCGCCCGACCCACCCGGUGACCUGGUGAAUCUGAACCCCGAGGAGACCCGACCAGCAGAUGAAACAUCGGACCUGGCGGACAUUGACCGCGCUCAGCCAAGAUCCACACAGGACGUUCGCCUCCUGGUGGAUUCCUCUGACGGACGCCGUGCUGAGGUCCCGCUGACCGGCGAGCUCAGCUCAGAAUCACCGGCGAGUGAGGAGUGCCAUGCUGCGUCUUGCUUCCCCGGCAGAGAAGGGACCCUUGCUUGCAUCGGGCGAGCCCCGUCGAACCGGAGGCAGGCUGAAGAGAGGAGCGUUGCGAUCAACAUCGAACGGUCUAUCAUCGACCCCCAGCGCACGUCGAACAUGCCCUUAACGGAGUCUACGAGCUCUAGGAGUCUCUACGAGCUUCAGAUUGUGCGAGCCAUGUGGCCUGCCCGUAACGUGUUUGGGGGCUCGACCGAAGAGCCCGAGAAUACGUGCGAAGGUAGGGAGUGCUGCAUCUGCCUUGAAGACCUCCAGUGUGAGAGCUCCGUCGUGACCGGGUGCAAGCACUACCUCUGUGCGGCCUGUGCUCAGAGCACUGAACGCUUCGCCCUGACUUCGAACGGAGUAUGGUUGUGCCCGUCAUGCCGAGCUCUUGCUCACAUUGCUGAUUUCAUCAGAGAGUGCAUCUCACACAUCAACAUGUCAACUGCUGAUAGAGACCGUGGCAUCACAGUCCUCAGCACAAAGCCAGGAGAAGAAGGCUGCGAAACGCUCUUCAAAUCAAUCAAUGAUAGGAUAGAGCUCAUCGCCGCUUUACUUCACAUGUUAGACGGCAACGAAUGGAUUCUUGGAGAAAUGUGCACGAAGACUGACAGGGAGAAAGUGGAACCGAUAGAACCAGUCAAGAUGUUGCCUCACGUGGAGAAGAUGAUCGUGGAGAUCGAGCAAGAUAGAACUCCUGAUCUUCUCUACACUCAAGAAGUUCUCCGAGCGCUGCAGGUGCCUCAACCAGCAUGCUUGCGCCUGUGGGCGCUCAUACGUCUUCCUCCCAGCAACUCAGGGCACAAUCCAUCCGCACACGGAGGCGCACGAGGACGCGGCAGGGGGUGCCAGGUAUAUGUCUUCCUCGCUAUUGCCCUGUCAGUGGGGCUCAUCGCAGCGAUCAUCAAGUUAGCAGCAAGUCCUCUCCUCAACUCGUUUCUCCUCAUGGCUCCCUGGGCUGUGAAGCGCUCUCCAGCCAAGCAUGGCAUCUCAGCAUUUGCGCGGUUCGGGGCGUCGCUGAGAUCAUCGCAGCUCGAGAGCUCGUCUAUCUCAAACUGUUCAAGCGAACCCGACGAGGUCAUGGGCAUCGCGAGUCCUCAAGAGCGAAGCGAUCAAGGGUCAGGGCAUGCCGCUAUCAAGCCAGCUACCAGCUUCGAGAGCGAGGAGAUCCGGCCCAUCGCAACCCUCCCCAAGUUUGACCUCGUCAAACGAUCUGUAAUGCCCGAGGCAACGUGGUCGACGGACAGCCUGUCAGCCUCCAGUGAGACUCGGUCAGAAAAGUCCGCGAGUAAGAGGGUGAAGAAGCUUAAGCUUGAGGGGAGCAAGGAGAAGAAGUUCGACUGGUACAGCUUCUGGAUGAAACUUGGAGUCGUUUGCAAGACCAUGAACACCGAGAUUGUCCUGACUGGCACGACCCUUGAGAUAAGGGAAAAAUCUCGCAGGUUCCGUUGGCUCCACAUCAAGACUCUGAGGCAGAGGACCUGGUUCAUCCCCAAGUCAAGGAGCUCCAACUGUGAGCGGUGGAAAUUCAGAGCAAGCACCUCUCUCGGCAAGGUUCCGGACAAGGACCUGAUCGCCCUUUCACGGAGGGUCCGGCUGAAGCCCAGGGUCCUGAUCCCGGUCAAGCAAGGGACGCGUCCGAUGCAGACCUUGUUCAAGCGGAAGGCAACGAGCUCGAGGAGGUUUAUUGCGAUCCAACCAUUGAGCAGGGAGGAGGAGAAGGCGAGGAGGAGGCGAAUCCAGAUCAGCUCAGAGGCAGAGAGGGAGAGGAUACAAUCAGUUGCCUUCCAGAUCAAACGAGACAUCUCCCGGUCCCUCCAGGACGGCGACUCCUCAGCCAUUGCUCCAUGGCAGACUGGGUCCGACUCCAGCACGAGUCUCCCCUCCUCCUUCUCCUCCCCCUCCCCCCCCUCCUCCUUCGCCUUCUCCUUCGGGUCGGCGGAAGGCGUGAAGGUGGGAGUAGAAAUGCCCCCUCGGGUGCGGGAGGGGAGGAGAGCAGGCGUUCCCGAGGGCCUCGACACCCCAAAGUGGCGAUGCGGGAGGAAGAGAGAAGCAGGAGGCAAGGAAAAGCAAGGUUGUCACCCCCAUGAUUGCUGCGGACACCAGGAGUCGCACAGGGGAUGCGAGCAUGACGGAGGCAAGGAGGAGGAGAAGGAGGAGGAGGAGGAGAAGGAGGUGGAGGCGGAGCUCGUGCGGCAUGGAGCGAUGGAUGAGGAGGUGGGGUAUUGGGGUGAGCGGGAGAUGUCGCGGUUCCGCUGGAAGGCUGAUGAGUGUAGCUUGGCCUGGGACUGCAUCCGAGCCGCUUUGCGCGAUCUCGAGCAUCAGACAGGAGGAGCACAGGCAAGGCAGAGCAUGAAGAGGAGGAGCAAAAAGAAUGACAGCCAGACUCCUUCCUCCUCCUCCUCCUCCUCCUCCUCCUCCAACUUAGCAGAAAUGCGACUUUGCUAUGGAGGAAGAGACCUGGUGGAUGAAGGAAGAAGCAUCGAGUCCUACGAUAUUCGCACAGGCGCGACCAUCUUCGCGUUGCUCCGCUUGCUGGGGGGGCAGCAUCUCAAUGCGAGGCGCAGGAGGAGCAGGGGAGAACCUCUGGCGGAUGAGAAAGACGUCACUGACAACUACGUGGAGGACGUGGACGCAGGUCCCUUCCUCGAUGGCCGUCCUGUAGAUCCCAUGAAGGACUACUCGCGCCGCUCCCACGUGCAGACCAAGUUUCACAGCAGGGACCGCAUCACCCGUCCAGCUCAUCGCCCGCUGGCCUUCAAGCGCCUGGUAACAGGAGGGAACUUGAUCCGAAAAGUCCUCGAGGGAAGAGGGCUGUACAUGUGCUGCUGGAAGCACGUCCCAGGAGCCAAGUACUGUCAGGACUUCUGCUUCACCAACGCCUCCUCUUGGGGCUGGUCGUCUCGCCGCCAUCGCCUUGUCACCAUCGGCCCAGACCUCGAGAGGGACCCGGAGGUUGGCAACUGGCCUGAUAUGGACUCACCUUUCGUCGACGCCUGCGCCAACAGCAACGGGAGGUGCGAGUUUGCUACUGGACAGCAGUACUGGAGAAAGUACCCCCGACAGAAACGAGCCCUGGAGAACGAGGAAGCGGCCAAGCUCUGCGCCUUUGACACGGACUUAUACUACCCUCGUCAGGAGCGGCUCGGAGAGGCAGAGAGUCCUGGCGUGGGUCCGCUACACUUCUACCAGAUCAGACGCUCUAUGAGAUGA